CAAAUCUUGUUUUUGAACAUGUGUGGGAUGGGCUGGGGAAGGGGGGAUGGGACGGAAGUUGCUUAACUGCACCCCGUGUCCUCUAGUGGGCAAGGCUCAUUCCAUUCCGUCCUGGGCUGCCCGUCCACUUUGUGUCCAUUUGUCUAGGUCUGAACGUCCCCAGGUGGCAGGGCCUGGCACCUGGUGUCCCCCUCCCUCGGCAUCCUUCCCCCGAUCCCGUGUCCCUUUGCGGAGAUGGCUGGGCUGGCCUCAGAGACCACCCUCCUGGGAAAGGGUGAGGGACAGACCUGGUUUCAAAUCCAGACUCAGCUCUGUGACCUCAGGCAAGUUGCUUAACCUCUCUGGACCUCAUUUUCCUUAUCUGUGCAAUGGGUCAACUUUAACAGUAAAAUAAUGGCUAUAAAAUAUCCUGACACACUUCCUGGCCCAUUGUAAGUGACCCCCUUGGGCUCGAUGCCUGCAGAGGCAAAUGAACGCCAACCCUACCUGUAAAGAGCACGAAGUCUGGUGGGGAAGACACCCAGGGAAACAGAUAACCACACCAGAGUGCGACCAGCCCUGUAGUGUGGGCCCAGAUCUGUGUGGCAUCCUAACUCCAUCACUUACUAGCUGUGUGACUUGGGGCAAGUUGGUCAACCUUUCUGAGCUGCAGUUUCUUCUUCUGUUAAAUGUACAUCUCACAGAGUGGGAAGAUUCAGUGACCUGAAUCAUGACAUAUUCAACACAUAGGUGUUGCAAUCAAUGGUAGCUGCCAUUUUAUUAUCAUUAUUAUUGUUAUUGUUAUUCCCAUAUACAAGGUGCUGUUGGGAACACAGAGGAAGUGACUGACUGGGGGUUCAGGGAAAGCUCCGUAGAAGAGGGAACACUUGAGCUGGGUCUUGAAGGAUGAGUAGAAGUUCACCAAGUGGGAAAGGACACUCUAGGAUGGCCGAGCCUCGAUUUAACAACCCCUACUUCUGGCCCCCUCCUCCCACCAUGCCCAGCCAGCUGGACAACCUGGUCCUGAUUAACAAGAUCAAGGAGCAGCUGAUGGCUGAGAAGAUCCGGCCGCCUCACCUGCCGCCCACGUCGGCCUCGUCGCAGCAGCCGCUGCUGGUGCCGCCGGCGCCCGCCGAGAGCAGCCAGGCCGUCAUGUCGCUGCCCAAGCUGCAGCAGGUGCCCGGGCUGCACCCGCAGGCAGUGCCGCAGCCCGACGUGGCACUGCACGCGCGACCGGCCACCAGCACUGUCACAGGUCUGGGGCUCUCUUCCCGGACCCCGGCUGUGAGCACAUCGGAGUCGAGCGCGGGCACGGGCACGGGCACCAGCACCCCGUCCACACCCACCACCACCAGCCAGAGCCGCCUCAUCGCCUCAUCCCCCACCCUCAUCUCAGGGAUCACCAGCCCCCCACUCCUGGACUCCAUCAAGACAAUCCAGGGCCACGGCCUGCUUGGCCCCCCCAAGUCCGAACGCGGCCGCAAAAAGAUCAAGGCGGAGAACCCUGGGGGUCCGCCUGUCCUAGUAGUCCCCUACCCCAUCCUGGCCUCGGGCGAGACUGCCAAGGAGGGCAAGACGUACAGGUGUAAGGUAUGCCCACUGACCUUUUUCACCAAGUCGGAGAUGCAGAUCCACUCCAAGUCGCACACAGAGGCCAAGCCCCACAAGUGCCCGCACUGCUCCAAGUCCUUUGCCAACGCCUCCUACCUGGCCCAGCACCUGCGCAUCCACCUGGGCGUCAAGCCCUACCACUGCUCCUACUGUGAUAAAUCCUUCCGACAGCUCUCCCACCUCCAGCAGCACACCAGAAUCCACACAGGCGACAGACCCUACAAGUGCCCACAUCCUGGCUGCGAAAAGGCUUUCACUCAGCUCUCCAACCUCCAGUCUCACCAGCGCCAGCACAACAAGGACAAGCCCUACAAGUGUCCCAACUGCUACCGGGCCUACUCGGACUCCGCCUCCCUGCAGAUCCACCUCUCAGCCCACGCCAUCAAGCACGCCAAGGCUUACUGCUGCAGCAUGUGUGGGCGGGCCUACACCUCGGAGACCUACCUGAUGAAGCACAUGUCCAAACACACGGUGGUGGAGCACCUGGUGAGCCACCACUCGCCCCAGAGGACCGAGUCCCCCGGCAUCCCGGUGCGAAUCUCUCUCAUCUGAGCCCCCUGGCGGCGCCGCCCGCCGGCAGACACGGCCCGGGCAGCACCAGGCCCCGACGCCCUCCAGGAACCGCCAGGCUCUCUCCCGACCUUCCCAACCUUCCAGAAAGCCUGGUCCGCAGAAGCCCUGCCUGGUCCAGCUCCGCGGGCGGCCAGGCCAACUGCAAGAUUCUGGACUGUUUUGGUAGCAUCCAAAGACGAUCUCAGAGCACUUUGAACCUCUCUGUUGGGUUUUCUUUUUGUUCCCCACCCUUCACUUGCUUCACUGUUGUUUUUUUUUUUUUUUUUUUUAAGUUUGUUUUGGAAAUAACAAAAAAGAUAUUUAUUGGCCAGGAAGUUGGUGCUGCUAAGACCGAGAAAUUAAAAGAAUCGGACAGAUGGACGCAGAGAACCACAGGGCAGCGUGGGACCUUCUCUUGCCGUGGCCUCAGGUCUCGAGGGAAGGCUCAGGCCUGGGUUUCUGGACUGCAGAGGGGACCCCGAGGUGAGAGGGGGUAGGAGGUCGCCGGAGCGCGCCCUUCGCCCCUGGGUGCCCCGCUGGUACCUCUCGAGCUGUGCCCUACAUCGCUGAGCAGAGGGAUGCGGCAGCCGCCAGGGCUGUCCAGGCUUCAGGAGGCGGAAACGAGAGAGGGGCCGGGAGAUCCGCAGGACCAAAGGGUGCAGUGAUGGGCUGGGUGGCGGGCCCAGGGAAAUGGGGUAGGGGUGGGCCGGGUAAGACCUGGCCCUCCCUCGCUGCCCUGAAGACCACCCCAGUCUACCUCGGUGCUGGCCAGGAAACCUAUAGGCUACCUCUCCCGCCAUCCCAGACUGUGGGCAGGGGGAUGGGGAGGGAGCGGGCCUGGGGCUGGGACCCCGCUCCAGAAUUUCCUCCAGAUGGGGGCAGUGUCCAGGGAGGGGUCAUUUGUCUUCCCUGCCAUGGAGGGGGAAUCCCCAGCCCAGGCCCUAGGCCCCUCAGCAGGGAAGGGAUCCUCGGGGAGGCGGGUCCCAGGAGCAGACCCUGUCCCCAGCCCCCACGGCACACCCCAAUCUGAAAGCCAUGCGUGUCCGUGUAUAUAGGAACCAUGUACAGAGCCCGGAGAAGCCCCCCACGUCCCCCCGGGAAAAAAAGAAAACUAGACAGAAACUCAUCUAUAUAUUCUGUAUCUGGAGUUCCGUUUUGAAUAUUAACUGUGUUAUUUUUAUACACUUUUUAAGCCUUAACUCGCCAUUGAUUUACCAGUUUAACGUUUCCUGGGGUUUCUUUUCCCAUGGGGUUCUCUGGCCCCACCCCCACCCCUUUGUUUGACUUGCGUCGUCUGAUAAACUCAGUAUUGUAGCUUUUUGUCCGCAUGUUACUACCCUGUAAAUACGCUGUUAUACAUACUGUUAACACCCCUUUGCUUUUUUCUAUGGGACCUCCAGGCCACCAUAUUUAGAACUAGUUACCUUAUUAAAAAAGAGAAAACAGUCUGUUGGCUUCUCAGUCUGCAUCUUGGUGGCAGGGAGGUGAGGGCAGGUGCCCCUCAGACACUUCAGGAAAGAAGUUUGCAUUCUAUUUAAAAAAGGGGGUGGGGAGCAAAAUAAUCAAAUGUGGGGGAAAAACACUAAAGGGGGCAAGAAACAAAGGAAUUACAAACCCUCUGCUCUUUGUAUUGCUCUGUUGUGAAGAAUAAACUGUACCUGCACCCGG
Messenger RNA from Lemur catta (Ring-tailed lemur), 3810 nucleotides. RefSeq names its product zinc finger protein 362 (gene ZNF362). Gene Ontology annotation, molecular function: DNA-binding transcription repressor activity, RNA polymerase II-specific. The coding region runs from base 886 to 2142 and encodes 418 amino acids. The record is from RefSeq and is a predicted model, not a curated record. The transcript has 8 exons. Lineage: Eukaryota; Metazoa; Chordata; Mammalia; Primates; Lemuridae. Gene Ontology annotation, biological process: negative regulation of transcription by RNA polymerase II.